AUGACAUCGAGUCUGACAGCCCAGGGCGGCCUGCGUGUGCUCGUCAGCGGCGCAGGCAUUGCCGGUCCCACGCUCGCAUGGUUCCUCGCCCAGUCUGGUGCACGUGUCACCCUGGUCGAGCGAGCUUCGGAGCUGCUGGCACAAGGUCAGAACAUCGAUCUACGCGGCACCGCGCUCAACGUCGUCCACCAGAUGGGCGUGCUCGACGCCAUCCGUGCCUGCAACACCACCGAGAAAGGCACCGAGUUCAUCGACGACCGAGGCCGCCCCUUUGCGACAUUUGCGCUCGGCGAAGGCGGCGGCGGCGCACUCACGACAGAGUACGAGAUCCUGCGCGGCGACCUGGCGCACAUCCUUUACAAGGCCGCACAGGCCCAGCCCGGAGUAGACUUCCGCUUCGGAACGACGAUCGAGCGCGUCGUUGAGAACGGUGAUAGCGCAGUCCGCGUCGAGCUCAGCAGCGGGGAGGAGGUCGAGUACGAUGUGCUCGUGCUGGCAGACGGACAGUGGUCCAAGAUGCGCAAGCAGGUGUUUGGCACCGCGGGCCUCACAGUGGUGGACAAGAACUGCUACGUUGGCUACUACACCGUGCCGCGCACGUCUGAGGAUGGCGAGAUGAGCUGCAUCCAUAUCGCGCCCCGAUCGCGCGUCGUCCUCACCAGACCCGACAAUCACGGCACCACCCGCGCCUCGUUCAGCAUUGUCCCCAACGACGCUGCGCAGAAGGAGGCGUGGGAGCGCGCAAGUCGUAGCCGCGACCGGAAGCUGCAGAUGGAUCUGCUCCGGAGCGAGUUCGGCGACAUCGGAUGGAAGGCACCACGGCUUUUGCGAGAGAUGGACGCCGCAGAUGAUCUGUACUUCCAGGGUGUCCAGCAGAUCCGCCUUGCCAAGUGGUACAACAACAGGGUGGUCUGCCUCGGAGAUACGGCGUAUGCGCCUACGCCGCUGACGGGCAUGGGUACCUCGCUCGCUAUCGAUGGCGCCUACCUCCUUGCUGGACACCUGUCGCAGCUGCAGCCCGGCCAACAUCCUGCCACGGCGUUUCAGGCGUAUGACGAACAGUUUCGUCCGUUCGUAUCCAAGACACAGGCCAUCCCUUUCUUUGUACCUCGAAUCCUGCAUCCGCAAGCGGCUUGGUCGCGCUGGAUCAUCCAGACCCUGAUCGCAACGGCGGCUCGCGUGUCCCGCCUGUCGUGGAUCACCAAGCUCUUUGCUUCCAACAAGCCGACCACGCUCUCCGAUGGGCUGGUCGCCGAGCUCGACGCUCCUUUUCCGAGCUUCCCUGCUUUCCGGCAGUCAUGA
Messenger RNA from Moesziomyces antarcticus, 1302 nucleotides. RefSeq names its product 2-polyprenyl-6-methoxyphenol hydroxylase-like oxidoreductase protein. NCBI's taxonomy places the organism in Eukaryota, Fungi, Basidiomycota, Ustilaginomycetes, Ustilaginales, Ustilaginaceae. The coding region runs from base 1 to 1302 and encodes 433 amino acids. The record is from RefSeq and is a predicted model, not a curated record. Gene Ontology annotation, molecular function: FAD binding. The transcript has a single exon.